AAAUAAACAGUACAUGUACUAUCAGUAGAUCGACGAAAAGGUUGGAGCAACAGUCGAGAGUCCUCUCAUGGCGAGCUUUGAUGGAACUAUGCCAUGUCUGAGAUCUUGGGUAUCUGCAGGAAACUUCUGGAGCCCUCUGUGGACUUGAACGAUUUCGAGACUGUUCGUAGGAACUACGGGUCAAGGGAUCGGGAAAUUCCAUUCGUUCCUAAAAUCAGCGUAGAAGAAUUUUUUGAGAGAUUUCUGUUACCGAACAAAGCAUGCCUGAUCGGAGAAAGUUUGACUAGUGACUGGCUGGCGAGGCGUGACUGGGUUGGAGAGGAUGGCAAGCCGAAUUGGCCACAUCUCAGGCAGAGAUACGGUGAGACCAAGGUACCGGUGGCUGACUGUGAGCAAGUCGAGUACGGCAGCCAUGUCAAAAUUGAAAUGACCCUGAAUGAGUACCUGGACUACUGGCAAGAUGACAUCAGAACUCGUUCCGAUGAUGUCGCCGGUAGUCGCAGACGUAUUCUCUAUCUGAAGGAUUGGCAUUUUGUAAGGGUUUUCAAGGAUUCUCCCAUUUAUCAUGUGGCCGCGCCAUUCCAGUCGGACUGGCUGAACGAGUACUGGGAUGCGUCUGGCACUGACGACUAUCGCUUUGUAUACAUGGGUCCAAAGGGAACAUGGACUCCGUUUCAUGCGGAUGUAUUCAGAUCUUAUAGUUGGUCCACCAAUAUAUGCGGCCGCAAACGGUGGCUUCUUUUCCCGCCGGGCGAGGAGGUGGCAUUUCGAGACCGAUUUGGUUCAUUCCCACUUGAUGUAACAUCAGACGAUGUGAAGAACAGUGGUCAGUUUCCGGCGUAUGAGCAGGCGACACAGCCGAUAGUUGUUAUUCAAGAAGCUGGACAAACAAUUUUUGUGCCCAGUGGCUGGCAUCAUCAAGUGGAGAACUUGGAGGAUACCGUUUCCAUCAAUCACAACUGGGGAAAUGCAUGUAAUGUUGUUUAUCUGUGGAAAGGCCUGAAGGAUGAUCUCCUGGAGGUUGAGAAAGCCAUCUCUGACUGUCGAGAUAUGGACGACUACCACACACACUGUCAGGUGCUUUUGCGUUCCCACAGCGGCCUCAACUAUCCAGGCUUUCUCAAGCUGAUCUUGACCGUCGGCAGUCAACGACUUGAUAAGAUGGAGAAAUUUCUCCAGCAGCUGGGCAGUGAGAGCAAUACUGCUGGAGAAGCAGACAGGGCUGCCUCGACACGUGUAAUGACAGAACAGCUAUGCUGUAGCAGUGAACGGCAGCUCAAGUUCACUGGAAACCACUGGAACCUCUUCGACUUGACCUGCAUGCGCCUGGUGCUACAGGAUGUGCUGGCCCAGUCACUAAGUGAAGCGUUCACUGAACAAGAGCAGCCCAGCAUUAUGGAAGCAUCCGAAUUGCUCAAAACCGUCACGAAUUGCACCUUGCUGUUCCUCAACGCCCACACAACACCAGAACAGUGCACAAGAACGUGAUAGAGCGUCAGCCAUCACUUAAUUUUACAUGGAACUCAAUUUUCAACAAGACAGCACUGACUGUACUUCUACAACGAACAGUCAUGUCAGACGAUUCAUGAAAAGAAAUUAUAUUUCAGCUUGGGGUGAAUUUCUUGUAAAAAAUAGUACACUGGUUUUCUCAAUUUUGUACAUUUUCAUAUAAAAAAAAGGAUGAAUAUUCUUUUUAACAAACUAGGAUAAAAAAGAGGUUAUAUGAAGUACACAAGCUAACGAUAGUAGUAGUCAACGUGUACAAUAGUUACUAAUGGCAUAUGUUCACACAGCACUAAAAGCUAAACAAAAACAGCCUAAUAAAAACUGAAAAGAAGGAAACGGUGA
Molecule: messenger RNA, 1848 nt
Organism: Sycon ciliatum
Lineage: Eukaryota; Metazoa; Porifera; Calcarea; Leucosolenida; Sycettidae
Product: 2-oxoglutarate and iron-dependent oxygenase JMJD4-like
Exons: 9
Coding region: 94-1488 (464 amino acids)
Biological process (GO): protein hydroxylation; positive regulation of translational termination
Cellular component (GO): nucleus; cytoplasm
Molecular function (GO): 2-oxoglutarate-dependent dioxygenase activity; sequence-specific DNA binding
Source: RefSeq, a predicted model, not a curated record